AUGGAUCACGCCAACAUCGGCAUACCUCCCCAGACACAGCUAUUUCAGAGUUGUUGCCAUGAGGCCGAGCGAGCUGCCAUUGUGGCCGCGGCGUUAGAUCAACUACGGGAGGCGCUCCCGGAGUCAUUCCACGGUCACCUCAUCGCCUUGGCUGGGGGAAUUCGGGAUUCGAGCAGGCGGCUCCGCGAUCUCGCCAAUCAUUCCCCGUCUCACAUCGAGCGCGUCCCUCUUGUCCUCAGCUACUUGGAUAUCAUUUUGCCAUGCUUGUGUCGUACCCUGAACGAUAUUAUGGGUUAUUAUGAAGAUAGAACCCUCACUCGCGAGAUCCGGUGGCGGAAGAUGUAUAACCAGAUGACAGAAGAAGCCGGGGGUGUUCCACUUCCCCAGCGUUUUCUUCUUUACAACAAUUUUCUGGGCAUGUUAGGGUACCUUCUUAACAGGUCUCCGAGCUUCGAUCCGAAUGCACUUGAGACGCUCCGUGGCCAUCUUGUUGGGCUGAGAGAGAAACGAGGGAUCCCCCCAUCGCCACAGCAAGUUGACUCCGUCAGUCCUGCCGAAAUAGUAUCUUUGGCAAUCGUUCCCGAUCCAAAUGCACAUUGGGCCGAACAAAUAUUCUCGCUCCCACUAGCCUCUCGAACUGUGCUCAAACAUGUCAAACCGUCAAUGGCAUGCGGCCCAUUCUUUCGACGGGAUCAACUUGCCAUACCUCUAGAACCCAAAGUUCUUUUCCGGCGGCCUUUCGACAACGAGAAGACGUCCGUGGUGGCGUACCUCAACCCGAUCGACCAAGCCCCUUACCUUCUUAUCCGCAGUCUCCAGGGUGAAGUAGCCUGGUUCUCUUCCUAUGGGGUUCACGAGCUUUGUAUUGGGCGCGAAGGUAGCGCGCUGCAGCUUAAACGUUGGAGCCGUUCGGAACAAUGUAGCAAGCUGUGGGCGGCGUUUUAUUUUAUCACAUGGGAAGAGAUGGUGCUCUUCUAUUGCACUUUUGUCGCACUCAAGGCUCGCAACAGGCUAACUGUCCAAAUUGCUCCAACCGAGUUCCAAUUACAAAGAGAGAAACGGCUCUUCCAAGCACAAAUUGUGGACGACGGGUACAAGCACUCGCUAGUUGUGUACGAGGAUCAGCAAACCCAUGGCAUUCGUCUUCAUGCUGCAGUAUGGGAUGGUGAACUCAAGCAAUGUCCAGUUUGGACUGCAUUUGUAACGGCCCAGUCACAGUCUUCAACAUGGAUCAGUCGGCGUUCGAAGCAUCGUGUUUGGUUGAGAAACAUACAGCUUUAUGUCUUUUGUAGGAACUACCGACAAGAAGUUCAGCGGCAAAAUAAGUCCAAGGCAUUCGAGAUAUAUUUUGUGACAGAACAAGGCGCCUCCAAAUUCAAAGAGGCCUUUUCAGCUAUGGAGCUAUCCGGAGGCUCAUCCGGAACCCCAGAGACCGGUACGGGUCCGUCGGGGGGAUGA
This is a messenger RNA of Sordaria macrospora k-hell, 1458 nucleotides long. NCBI's taxonomy places the organism in Eukaryota, Fungi, Ascomycota, Sordariomycetes, Sordariales, Sordariaceae. The record is from RefSeq and is a predicted model, not a curated record.